Molecule: messenger RNA, 996 nt
Organism: Lactuca saligna
Lineage: Eukaryota; Viridiplantae; Streptophyta; Magnoliopsida; Asterales; Asteraceae
Source: the annotation of a GenBank genome assembly
AUGUCAUACGAAGCAUCAACGAUGAACAACAUCCGAUUAACAUAUAACGCCGACGGAACGCCGUCAUAUACACAUAUGGUGCAACCUACGUCGCCGUCACCAACGCCUGAUUACAACAACCCUAACGGCAUCAACGACGGAGGCGGAGAUCCUGGUGAAAACAAUUACGCGUUAGCAGUUACGACAGGGAUCAACUUCAAUGGAAACGAUGUAGUAAAGCGGAAGAGAGGAAGGCCGAGAAAGUACGCGCCUGAUGGCUCUACGCCUCCGGCGGCGGCACUGCAUGGUCCAGCGGCUGGACAAUCCGGCGACUUCUCGUCUCCGGCACCUUCUUCAGCGAAGAGACCAAGGGGUAGACCUCCGGGUUCUGGAAAUAAACAGCAGCCUGCUGCUUCAGGGUUACCUGGAGCAGGAUUCAUGCCACAUAUUCUUGAUGUGAAAUCUGGAGAGGAUGUAUUAGCAAAACUUGUAUGGUUUUCUCAAAACAGCACAAGAGCUCUAUGCAUUCUAUCAGCAAGUGGUUCAAUAUCAAACAUCACACUUCAACAAACAGCAACAUCGGGUGGAACAGUCACCUAUGAGGGAAGAUUUGAGAUCCUGUCACUUUCUGGUUCAUUCAUGGCGUCUGAAAGUGAAGAUGGUCAACGGAGUAGAACCGGUGGGUUGAGUGUGGCGUUAUCUGGGCCAGAUGGGCGGGUGUUGGGCGGCAACGUGGCGGGGCUUCUGACUGCCGCUACGCCAGUUCAGGUGAUUGUUGGUAGUUUUAUUCCGGCGACUCAGAGACAGGUGAAAGGAGGAAAAGGUAAUAAUACUACUACUACUACUAAUAAUAAUAAUGAAGCUGAAGUUGUGAAUGCUCCGGCGAACCACCCUGUGUCUGGUGGGAGUUUGAGUUUGAGUGAGUCUUCAGGUGGUGGGCUGGGGAGCCCAGUUGGAGUUGGACAGAGUAAUAAUAGCAAUCCACAAGGUGUGGGUAAUAAUAUGGGUUGGAGAUAG